Messenger RNA from Brienomyrus brachyistius, 3622 nucleotides. RefSeq names its product thrombospondin type-1 domain-containing protein 4-like. Gene Ontology annotation, molecular function: metalloendopeptidase activity. The transcript is spliced from 18 exons. Lineage: Eukaryota; Metazoa; Chordata; Actinopteri; Osteoglossiformes; Mormyridae. Gene Ontology annotation, cellular component: extracellular matrix. Gene Ontology annotation, biological process: extracellular matrix organization. Bases 229 to 3042 code for a protein of 937 amino acids. The record is from RefSeq and is a predicted model, not a curated record.
CCUUCAUGUGCGCGUGACCAGCGUCUGCUUUGGAUAUAGGAAUUAUUUUGCAAGUGUGAUUCCUCCUGGCAGUGGACUAAGUUUUAAGCAGUGUGCACUUCUAAAGGCAUCUGGAUUUCCAAGCGGAGCCGGCGCAGGUUCCCAUCCCGCUUUUCAAGGGUUCGCUCUUCUAACUCAAGGUGUUUAAGAGGAAGACGCCAGGUCCGGACACUGGACAAGCUGGGAGUUAUGUUACAUACCUGUGCUCAGACAAUCAGAUUUUCCGUGAUUUUGCUGGUGUUCUUCUGCUCCGAACCAGUGGACUUUCAGCACAUAUCAGAGCCAGAGCAAAGAGGGGUCCAAAGGGAGACGGAGGCCCAGGUGGACACAGGUGUCCAGGAUGGGCAGUUUCUCAGCCCCGGGGGGCAGUGGGGCUCCUGGAGUCCCUGGACUGCUUGCUCCCGCUCAUGUGGUGGAGGGGUCCAGGAACAGACGCGGCCUUGCCUGCCCCCUUACACUCUCCCCAGGGUUCUCUCCCGCCCCCCACCUCCCAGUCACCCAGCUUCAGCCCCACAGCCAUCGUUGCCCUCGCAUAGCAAUGUGGGACAGCGGUACCUUGGCGAGUUGAGGGCCCGGAAGCAAGACCCCCUGGCUGGACGCAGGAGACUGGGCGCUUCAAGAAUCGCUCCUGGGAAUUAUGGGUAUGGCAGGAUGCCCUUCAUCGUUCCCCUGAGAAAGCCCACCAGCCUGGAGACAGGGCCCCUAGCUCGGCGACAGGCUCCCAGGUUGGGUCAGGUGUCCCCAGCCAAUCACAUGGGCCCGCAGCAGAGCUACACGUACCGCGUGCCCCAUUUCAGCUACGAUGGUGGCCAUCAGAGAUCACUGGAGUUGGAGCCCAGCACAGACUCCUCCGCUAGGGUGCCCCUGUACCAGCCCCGUCAGGACCUGCAUUCGGCUGCUCAGUCCUUCUGGGCUGGAACCUACAACCCUCUACCAGCCUCAUCAUGUGCUGGUGCCCAGAAGAAUCACCGGCUCUGUAACUCCAGUACCUGCCCACCGGCCAGCAGGGGCAUUCGAGAGGUGCAGUGCUCUUCCUACAACAGUUUCCCGUUCAUGGGCCGCCUCUACGAAUGGGAGCCUUUCAAUGAAGUCCAGGGGGAUCAGAGCUGUGAGCUGAACUGCCGGGCCGUCGGCUUCCGGUUCUAUGUGCGGCAGUCUGACUCUGUCAUCGACGGGACGCCAUGCGGCCAGAGCAACCUGUCUGUCUGCGUGGCUGGGAAGUGUCAGAGCCUGGGCUGCGAUGACUUCCUGGGGUCAGACAAAGUGGUGGACAGAUGUGGGGUGUGUGGAGGAGACAACACCGCCUGCAAGGUGGUGUCCGGCAUUGUCAAGCACACCUUCGCCAAGAUGGGCUACCACAAGAUCGUGGAGAUACCAGAGGGCGCCACCAAGAUCAACAUCACAGAGAUGGUCAAGAGUCGCAACUACCUGGCAUUACGGAGUCGUUCUGGACGUUCCAUUAUCAAUGGGAACUGGGCCAUUGACCGACCCGGGAAGUACCAAGGGGUAGGGACCAUGUUCACCUACCAGCGGCCCAAUGAGAUCAGCAGCACGGCGGGUGAGUCCUUCGUCGCCGAGGGCCCCACCAACGAGAUGCUGGACGUCUACAUGAUCUACCAGCAGCCUAAUCCAGGGGUGCAUUAUGAAUUCAUCCUUCCUGUCGAAAACCCACAGCUUCCCUCUGCUUCCAGCACAGGGAAUGCCUUGAAUGGUGAAGGUGACCAUGAACCACCAAGUAGGGUGAGGUAUCCUUCCCUGAUCCCAGAUGAGCCAGUUCUACUCCCAAGGCACCAGCGUGAGUACAACUGGAAGCUUGUGGGAACCACGGACUGCAGCGCCUCUUGUGGCCGAGGCACCAGGCGCACAGUGUUUGGCUGUGUCCGGAGAGUCACUCACGAACCGGUGGGGGACGAGUUGUGUGACAGCGUUUCCAGGCCCAGUCCACAGGAGGAAGCCUGCAAUGUGGAGCCUUGCCCCGCUUUCUGGGACAUCGGCGAGUGGUCUGAGUGCAGCCGCACCUGCGGCCUGGGAACGCAGCACCGGCAGGUGCUCUGUAGGCAGGUGUACGCCAACCACACCCUCACCGUGCCAACGGGCCGCUGCCAGCACCUGGAGAGGCCCGAGACGGCCAGCACCUGCCAGCUGAAGAUCUGCAGUGAGUGGCAGAUCCGAUCCGAAUGGACCAGCUGUUCCGUGCCCUGUGGUGUGGGUCAAAGGACGCGGGAGGUGCGCUGCGUCAGCAACGUGGGUGACUUCGUGCCCGACGACGAGUGCAACAUGAAGCUGCGGCCCAACGACGUGCAGAAUUGCGACAUGGGUGCCUGUGCCAAGAGCUGGUUUUUCUCUGAGUGGAGCAGCCGGUGCUCUGCUGAGUGCGGCAUGGGAGUCCAAACCCGAAGUGUCCUGUGUCUGAAAAACCUCGUCAGCAGCCUGCCCCUGGAUGGCUGUGGGCUGGAGCGCCCCCUUGAGUUCCAAGCGUGUAACAGCGGCCCCUGUGAGAAUCGGACAGAAUGGUUUACAGGCCCCUGGAGUCAGUGUUCAGCAGAGUGUGGCCCGGGCAACCAGCAGAGGGCGGUGGUGUGCCUGGCCAAAGCAGACGCCUCCUUCACUGUACUGCCACCUUCUGAGUGCUCCUCCCUGGAGCGUCCACCCAACCAGCAAAGCUGCCAGCUCAAGGCCUGCGGAGCCAAGUGGUACCACACGGACUGGAGUGCAUGCUCGAAGACGUGCGAGGGGGGCUUCCAGGUGCGGGAGGUGUGCUGCUUCGCAGAUCAGAUGGUACCCAGCGAGGCCUGCGAGGACUGGCUGCGCCCUGAGGAGCGACGCAGCUGCCACCCUGAGCCCUGUCUCCCCGAAUUCGAUGAGAAUUGUCAGGACAAGUACUACAACUGUAACGUGGUGGUUCAGGCCCGCCUCUGCGUCUAUGACUACUAUCAGACAGCGUGUUGCGCCUCCUGUAGGCGAGUGGCCCAGCGACAGAGCGGCUAUAAGGGGCGCCGGUAGCGUCCCUUUCUUCGCCUGAACUCUUCCCCCAUCGGGAACGGCACUGUCCACCACAUGAUGGCAUUUGCUGAGCUCAUCCGCAUUUGGUCAAGAGACCACAAGGGGGCACACUCCCAGGGCGGAGGGGGGGGGCGGUGAAAACACGAGUCUGCACAGACUGAUGGCAGCAAAACAAACAAAGUACGUGUGGUUUAAAGCAAAGGCCAGGAGGAGGUGAGAGCGAGCCGUGAGGGAAAGGGAGCUGUGCUAUGAGGACACGUCUCAAGCGGGAGGGAGCCAGACCCUCCUCAUUGGACGAGAAAAGACCGCCACACCGGAGAAUCCGAAAGUGACCUCACACCAAACUGUGAAGUGGACCUGAUCAGGAUCACCGAGAUCUUCUGCUCGACUCUGCCGUUCCAUCACUGGAUGACGACACUUAGGGUCAGGAUUUCAGAGAGAGGUUGCAGGAUUCCAAUCUGACUCUAUUUCCCGCUUUCACUGUGUAUUGUAUAGAAUGCACACUUUUUUGUACUCUAUGUCAAUAUAAAAUGUAUAUUUAUAAGAUUUGAUUUAUACAUUAAAAAUUGGUUUACCAAGA